CACGGAUUCGUCCCGCCGGUGGCUCUGGGUGAGAUAGUGCGAGAAUUGUACUUCCGCCGAGCUGUGAUCGAUGUGGAGCGCAGGGUCCGGAGCGGCGACUGCGAGGGCGAGAGAUGGGCCAAAUGUCAAAUGAUGGUACGAUCUUACUAUAGGGCAGCAUGGAUACGCUGACGACAGCUGUUAAUGGAGGCUGCCUGUGGAGUGCCUGAAAGCGAUCGAUACUUUAAGCUGUGGCAUAGCUAGAGGUGUAUAAAGCUUGUCCGUCCCACAUACUUCGUUCCUAGGCUUCAGACUUCCUUUCUACCACUUCAAUCCAAAGCAUCAAAGCAAAAUUCCUUCAAAAUGGCAACCAACUUCCACUUCAUCAACAACGAGUUCAUCCCCGGCUCAUCCACCGCCACCUACGCCGUCUACAACCCCGCCAGCGACUCCCUCGUCGGCAACAUCAACCUCGCCCGCGAGUCCGAAGUCGACUCCGCCGUAUCUGCCGCCCGCGCGGCCUACGAGUCUGGACCAUGGAGCACCAUGACCGGCGCCCAGCGCGCAGCCCUCAUGCUCAAGUUCGCCGACCUGCUCGAAGCCAAUGCUGGAGAGAUUGCGAAGGCAGAGGUUCAAGCUAUGGGCCAGCCUGUGGGAAUCAUGCAAGGCGCAAUUGUGCCGAGUUGUGCGGGGACUUGGAGGUACUACGCAGGCUGGGCGGAUAAGAUUGAGGGGCAGACGUUCCCGGAGGAGGGCGGUUGGUGGAGAUGUACGCAGUAUGAGCCGUAUGGUGUUUGUGCGGGAAUUGGGCCUUGGAAUGUGACAAUUCUGACCAUGGCGUGGAAAAUGGCUCCCGCGCUGGCCGCCGGAAAUACAUUCGUCUUCAAGGCGUCAGAGAAGUCGCCGUAUAGUGUCCUGAUUCUAGCUCGUCUGUUCAAGGAAGCCGGGUUCCCGGCUGGAGUUGUCAACAUCCUCUCUGGAGAUGGCGCGACCGGCGCUCUUAUGGCCUCGCAUAUGGACAUUGAUAAGAUCUCGUUCACUGGCAGCGGCGCCAGCGGGCGUAAGGUCAUCGAUGCGGCGCAAAAGAGCAACAUGAAGAAGGUGACUCUGGAAUUGGGCGGCAAGUCGCCAUCUCUCGUGUUUGCUGAUGCGGAUAUCGAGAAUGCGCUCACUGGAAACUCCCAAGGCUUUCUCUUCAACAGCAGUCAAGCUUGCAUCGCCGCCUCGCGGCUCUUCGUCCACUCCUCCAUCGCCGACAAAUUCAUCGAGGGCCUGAAGGCGCGCUUCGCCGGCGCAGAGGGCAUCAUGGGCGACCCCUCCGAGCCGACCACCAUGCUGGGUCCGCUUGCCGACACUAAGCAGCUAGAGCGCGUACUGGGCUUCAUCGAGUCCGGCAAGUCCGAAGCGAAGCUGCUUGUCGGCGGCGAGCGUAAGGGUGACAAGGGCGCAUUUGUGCAGCCGACGAUUUUUCUGAACCCGGGCAAGGAGAGCAAGAUUUAUAAGGAGGAAAUCUUCGGCCCAGUAUUAUCCGUAUUGACAUUUGAGACAGAGGAGGAGGCUAUUAAGCUGGCGAAUGAUACGUCGUAUGGCCUUUCUGCUUGCAUAUACACCGGAAGCGCAUCGCGCGCUCUCCGUCUCGCGUCCAAGAUCAAGGCUGGCACCAUUGCGGUUAACGGCUCCUUCAUGCCAGACAACAACACGCCCUUCGGCGGGUACAAGAUGAGUGGUACCGGCAGGGAACUCGGAAAGGAGGGUUUGAUGGCGUAUCUGCAGGCGAAGACGAUCAAGAUCAACAUGGGUGUGUAAGCGCGAUGGGCGCAGUCAGUAAAGCCAAUAGUGAGAGAUGGAC
Messenger RNA from Trematosphaeria pertusa, 1828 nucleotides. RefSeq names its product aldehyde dehydrogenase. Gene Ontology annotation, molecular function: aldehyde dehydrogenase (NAD+) activity. Lineage: Eukaryota; Fungi; Ascomycota; Dothideomycetes; Pleosporales; Trematosphaeriaceae. The transcript has 5 exons. The record is from RefSeq and is a predicted model, not a curated record. Bases 343 to 1785 code for a protein of 480 amino acids.